AUGUUCUGGGGUAACCAGUCACCCAAAGAACCCGACAGCGCUCCGCUUGAUGCGGAUAAGCGUAGCCCGAGGGCAAAGCUCCCCGCAGAGCUGCAGGAAAUGGUCGACCGAGACGAAUUCUACGAUGACCUCUAUUCGCCAUACUCCAUCGAUUCUACAGAAUCCCCGGUCCGCUAUGCCGCAUAUGCGCAGCGCAUCCGCACCAUCCUCCUCUCUGCCCACCGCUACGUCGCCUACACCUCCGACAUUGGCGAGUCAUUCCGCCCUGUUGCGCACCCAUGGCUCGUUCGCUCCGCCUACGGUAUCUCCUGGGCCUAUCUUCUCGGUGAUGUUGGCCAUGAAGGCUACAAGGCGUAUUUGCGCAACCGCUGCGCAUUGAUUCCACCGGGCGACGCGCACAAGGACGCUAGCAAUGUCACCUCAGAAGAGGUCAUUCGAGGCAUGGCGAUGGGAAACAUCCGCGGACCGUUGUCUAAGGAAGCGCAAGUGGCGCGUGAAAGGGAUUCCUUGACUCCUUGGCCCGAGACGCAAAUCUCGCUGGCGGAGGACUAUCGCAUGGUGAUGGCCAAGCGGGCGGUGUUUCAGAGCAUUGCCAGCAUGGGAUUGCCAGCAUUUACAAUCCACAGCGUUGUGAGAUAUUCUGGCCGUGCAGUCAAGAAUGCGAAGAACCCACUUUUCCGCACAUGGUUCCCCAUCGGUCUUGGUCUCGCCGUCGUGCCUUUCCUCCCAUACCUGUUCGAUCACCCUGUUGAAGAAGCCGUCGACUGGGCCUUUGGCACUGGUCUUCGCAUGUAUGGUGGCGAGGACGCAGUCCGCCCUCUCCCUAGCCACGCACUUCCCUCCCCGCCCGCUUCUCAACAGUCCGAGGGUAUCUCGACCGCAGCGCAGCUUUCGUGGGAACAGCAUAAGGAGGAAAGAGAAAAGGCUCGGGAACUCCGCCGGGAGAUUCAUCGGGAAGAACAUGGGACGAGCGGUUCUCUCUUCAGCUGGUUCUCCGGCUCCAGUGCAGACAAGCCCAAAAAGGACUAG
This is a messenger RNA of Penicillium oxalicum, 1029 nucleotides long. RefSeq lists its product as uncharacterized. Lineage: Eukaryota; Fungi; Ascomycota; Eurotiomycetes; Eurotiales; Aspergillaceae. Gene Ontology annotation, cellular component: mitochondrion. The record is from RefSeq and is a predicted model, not a curated record. The transcript has 3 exons. Bases 1 to 1029 code for a protein of 342 amino acids. Gene Ontology annotation, biological process: mitochondrial fission.